This is a messenger RNA of Colletotrichum higginsianum IMI 349063, 1947 nucleotides long. Its product is annotated as Heterokaryon incompatibility protein. The record is from RefSeq and is a predicted model, not a curated record. The transcript has 2 exons. The coding region runs from base 1 to 1947 and encodes 648 amino acids. Lineage: Eukaryota; Fungi; Ascomycota; Sordariomycetes; Glomerellales; Glomerellaceae.
AUGGCCGAGACCGCAGCAAUACCCCGCCGGCUAGUGCACCGGCGGCGCCGGUCCGCGACGGAUGACGGAGCGGUCGUCCCGGAUCCGAAGCGGAGCCGGAAGAUCGGCACCGACGAGGCGUGCUGCUCUCGGUGCCGGCUUAUUCUCACGAAGGAAGGCCUGACCGAGCUCAACUCCGCCGAUGGGCUUCGGCAUUCCUCGUAUGCCGAGUGCUGCGCUUCAGCCAUGGAGGGCUGCGAAAUCUGCGUCUUCAUCAUCGUCGCGAUCGAGAAGAAGAAGGAACACAAGUGGGACGCCGAUGAUGUCCUCACAUUCCGAAACCGUGCUUCCGAGAGACGUCCCGGUGCUGUCCCGUUCGGCAUCGAUGUCUUGGAGGGCAGUCUUUCUUCCGGUGCGGUUGUCAUAAGCAUCUAUCCGUACGCCGAGCAAGGCAAUCCUGCCGGUAACGGCAUCUAUAGAAGACCACUCCAGAGAGACGUGAAGAGCGAGAGAGCGAUCUCCCGUGCCCGCAGACUAUAUGCCGCGUGCAAGGAGUCCCACAAACUCUGCCGCUACGCCAAAGACACCGUCCUCCCCUCCCGCGUCCUCGACCUCGGCACGGCCGCAGCCCCGACGCUGAAGCUCUACGUCAACGGCACUGAGGAGCACGGCGAGUACGCCGCACUCAGCUACUGCUGGGGCGGACCGCAGCGCGGCCUGCUGAAGCGGAGGACGCUGACCAACAUGGAAGAAGGGAUCAGGAUCGGGGACCUCCAGCAGACCGUGCGGGACGCCAUCGCCGUGACGAGAAGGUUGGGGUUCCGGUACCUCUGGAUCGACGCGCUAUGCAUCAUCCAGGACUGCAACGCGGACAAGGAUAGGGAGAUUGGGAACAUGGCCAUGAUCUACAAGAACGCCGCCGUCACCGUCGCGGCCGGGACCGCGGAGAGAGCAGGCGACGGGUUCCUCGACAUGAAGGCCACCUACCUGCCGGAGCACAGGUUCUGCGUCUCGAUGCGGGCCGACGGGGGGAUGGGAACGGUGUACCUCAGGGCCGAGGCCCACAUCCCCAAGCACACGCUGGACGGGCGCGGCUGGGUGUUGCAGGAGUUCCUCCUGUCGUCGCGGAUGCUCGUCUUCUCCGAGUACGAGCUGCUGUGGCAGUGCAAGGAGACGGAGCUGCGCGGCGUCUCGGGUGACGGCAACGGUGGCGGCCUGGACUACUUACAGACGCAGGAAGGUCUCCCCUGGAGCGUCUUCGACGAGGAGACGGAGUCCGUCUUCGGCAAUGAGGACGCGGAGAGGCGGUACCUCUGGCGGACCAUCGUCGAGCAGUACACCCGCCGCCAGCUCGGCUACAAGGACGACCGGCUGAAUGCGCUCAGAGGGGUCACGAGGGAGUUGGAGACGGUGUGGCGGGACGGCAACGAGUUCGGGCUGUGGAGGAGGUGGUUCGUCGAGCUCCUCGCUUGGUCCAAGAAGGGCUGUGACGAGGGUGACGGGGAGGAUGAGGAGAAGGAGAAGGAGAAUUUGAGGGAGACGAAGAGGGCGCCGAGCUGGUCGUGGGCCUCGGUGAAUGGGCGGAUCCGGUUUACGCAGAUGUUCGAGAGGGAGGACGCGUCCGUUCAGGAGGUGAACUUGCUGGAGGCGCGGGUGUCGAGGCACGUCGUGUUGAAGUGUCGGAUGGUCGAUGAUGAAGAGGUCGAUCCUGCAAUGUUCGAGGACUGGGGAAGCGGCAAGAGUCGGGUGGACGUGUUCUACGAUUUGGACGACAGCGUGGACGAGGUCGGGGAGAGAACCGUGAGCUAUCUGCUCUUGGGGACCAUCAGAGACAACGGAGGCCUUUCGGGGGUUGCACUCAUGGUUGUCGAGGUUGGCCGAGGCUUUUUCCAAAGAGUCGGGCUGGCAAUAUUCGACAAUACCCAAGUCUGGAAGGACACCGAGUAUCGAAAUGUCAGACUGCAAUAG